AUGUGCGGAGGAGCUGUAAUUGCCGAUUACAUUGCGCCGUCGUGGCCCGAGCAGGAGAAGAUCCGGAGAAAUGGGAAAUCUUCCUGGAGACGCAAUGACGUCGCUGACUUGACACUCGACGAUUACGAGGGAGAUUUACACGAUUUCGAUGAAUUCGAAUCGGAAAAUGACGAAACCGGCCGAUUUACUCCGGCCACGCCGUUGCUCUUCUCUUCGACUCGCAAACCUACCGGAUCAAAUCGGAGUAGAAUUGCAGAAGAUGCGAAAAUGAAGAAGAAGAGUAUAAGUCGGUACAGAGGAAUUAGGAGACGUCCCUGGGGAAAAUGGGCGGCUGAGAUUCGAGAUCCGAUCAAAGGAGUUCGAGUUUGGCUCGGGACUUUCAACACUGCAGAAGAUGCAGCAAGAGCUUAUGAUAUCGAAGCUAAGAGAAUCAGAGGAGCUAAAGCCAAGCUCAAUUUCCCAAACGAAACUUUAACAUCAUCUUCUAAAAAGCGUAAAGCAUCACCACCACCACAGCAGAGAGAAGUAGAGAAGACGGAGACUGAUUUUGGAUUUGAAUUUGCUAAUACCUCAGUAGCGCCUAGUAGUAGCUGUCUUGAUUUCCUCUGGGAGGAAAAUAAUAAUGCGGAGACGCUUCAGGUCGAUACGCAAUGGCUCGAAGAUGCCAUAUCCGGCGGCGAUGAGAAGAAGAAACAGAAGGUUUCUGAUGGUGAAGGCAACGUGAGUGGUCAGCUUUCGGAGGAGCUUUUAGCAUUCGAGAACCAGACGGAAUGUUGUUUCUUCGACAUGCCGGUUAUGGAAGGGAGAAACUGUGGUUCAACGACGUCUCUGAGCAGUCUCCUUUAUGGAGGCAGCAGUGUCAUGGAUCUUUGGUCCUGA
Molecule: messenger RNA, 879 nt
Organism: Microthlaspi erraticum
Lineage: Eukaryota; Viridiplantae; Streptophyta; Magnoliopsida; Brassicales; Brassicaceae
Source: the annotation of a GenBank genome assembly